Molecule: messenger RNA, 1402 nt
Organism: Hansenula anomala
Lineage: Eukaryota; Fungi; Ascomycota; Saccharomycetes; Phaffomycetales; Wickerhamomycetaceae
Product: MFS transporter
Exons: 2
Coding region: 53-1402 (449 amino acids)
Biological process (GO): transmembrane transport
Molecular function (GO): transmembrane transporter activity
Source: RefSeq, a predicted model, not a curated record
ACCACAAAUGGGUGGGAAUAAGCCAUUACCAAGAUAGUAUCCAGAUCCAGAUAUGUAUACAGUGGACUUUGAUGGUCCAGAUGAUCCACUCAUCCCAUUUAAUUGGACAAUAAGGAAAAAACUUUUUGUUUCUACUGUUGUUGCUGUUCAUUCAUCUUUAAUUUCUUGGGCAUCAGCAAUUUUUUCACCAGCUAUUGUUACUGUUGGUCAUAGAUUUGGUGUUAGUAGAGAAGUUGCAACUUUAGGACUUUCUUUAUAUGUGUUGGGUUUUGCAACUGGACCUGUUAUAUGGGCACCUUUAUGUGAAUUGUAUGGGAGAAAGCCAAUUAUGGUUUUAAGUGGAAUUGGUAUGACACUCUUUCAAUUUGCAGUUGCUACAGGGAAAGACAUUCAAACUGUAUUGAUUUGUAGAGCUUUUGGUGGUGCAAUUAGUGCAGCACCUUUGGUUUGUGUCCCAGCAAUUUUUGGUGAUAUCUAUAGAGAUGAAACAAGAGGUAAAGCAAUUACUGUUUUCAUUAUGACUAUUUUCAUUUUCCCUAUUGUUGCUCCAGUUGUUGGUGGUUUCAUUGUGAAUAGUUAUUUGGGUUGGAGAUGGACUGAGUAUUUGACUGGUAUAAUGGGAUCUUUCACGACGCUUAUGAUUAUUUUUUUCUACCCAGAAACUCAUCAUCCGAUAUUGUUAGUCUCCAAGGCUCACAAGAUUAAGGAAUUGACUGGUAAUUGGAUGAUCCAUGCUGCUCAUGAUGAAUUUACAUUAACAAUUAAAGAUAUUGUGGAGAAGAAUUUAUCUAGGCCAUUGGUGAUGUUGGUAACCGAACCAAUCAUUUUGUUGAUUAGUAUUUACAAUGCAUUUGUUUAUGGAAUUUUAUACUUGAUGCUUUCAGCUUAUCCAGUGAUUUUUGCCGAAGGUUAUGGUAUGAAAGGUGGUGUAUCAGAGUUACCAUACUUAGGAAUGGUUGUUGGUAUGGUAUUUGCUGGUGUUUUUGCCUUUCUAAUGGAAGGUAAAUAUGUCAAGGCAUUGAGAGCAAAUAAUCAUAAGCCAGUUCCUCAAGCUAGAUUGUAUACUUUAUUUUAUGGCUGUUUUGCAUUCCCUAUUGGUCUUUUUUGGUUAUUUUGGACUGGUGCAUACCCUAAACAUGUUCAUUGGAUGGCACCAACUGCAUCAGGUGUCUUUACAGGAUUUGGGUUAGUUACCAUUUUCACUUCAUCAAUCAAUUUUAUUCUUGAUACUUAUUUGGCAUUUUCGGCUUCUGCUAUGGCUGCUAAUGCGUUCUUAAGAGCUAUUUUUGCUUGUGCAUUUCCUCUUUUCGGUGUUCAAAUGUUGCAUAAUAUGGGCGUUCAAUGGGCUGGUUUAUUAUUGGGAUUGAUUGAAAACCCAUCCUUCAGCAAAAUGGAAAACUAG